AUGGGGAGCUUAGGUAGAGCAGUUUUCACCUUGGGAAACUGGAUUCGAGAGACGGGUCAGGCUAUGGAUCGGCUCGGCUGCCUCCUCCAAGGAAGCUACCAUAUUCCAGAACAAUUGUCCAGGCAUCGAACACUGAUGAAUAUUUUUGAUAAAGCUCCUAUGGUUGAUAUGGAUGCAUUUGUUGCCCCAGGCGCUUCUGUCAUAGGUGAUGUUCAAGUGGGACAAGGAUCAUCCAUUUGGUAUGGAUGUGUCCUUAGAGGUGAUGUGAAUAGCAUCAGUGUUGGGUCUAGAACCAAUAUACAAGACAAUUCCCUUGUACAUGUGGCUAAAUCUAAUAUAAAUGGAAAGGUGCUGCCAACUAUUAUUGGAGACAAUGUCACUGUUGGUCAUAGUGCUGUUAUACAUGGCUGCACGAUUGAGGACGAGGCUUUCGUUGGUAUGGGAGCCACACUGCUUGAUGGUGUGGUUGUAGAGAAACAUGCCAUGGUUGCUGCGGGAGCACUCGUCAGACAGAACACAAGAGUCCCUUUUGGCGAGGUGUGGGGAGGUAAUCCGGCCAAGUUCCUCAGGAAGCUUACAGAUGAAGAAAUAGCAUUCAUCUCCCAAUCAGCAUUGAACUACACCAACCUUGCAAAAGUCCAUGCUGCUGAAAAUGCGAAGUCUUUUGAUGAGAUCGAGCUUGAAAAGAUGCUGCGUAAGAAGUUUGCUCGACGUGACGAGGAGUAUGAUUCAAUGAUUGGUGUCGUUCGUGAAACUCCCCCAGAACUCAUUCUUCCAGAUAAUAUUCUACCGGAUAAAGCGCCCAAGGCUGCUCAAUGA
This is a messenger RNA of Fraxinus pennsylvanica, 819 nucleotides long. The record is from the annotation of a GenBank genome assembly. NCBI's taxonomy places the organism in Eukaryota, Viridiplantae, Streptophyta, Magnoliopsida, Lamiales, Oleaceae.